AUGUUGAAUCCUUGUUUUGGGCGAUUUGUCGCGGUCGGCUGGCAAGCAGUUCUUAACUACUCAUUUCUAGCUACCAUUGCUUUGCGUCUUUCGCUCAUCAUUGUACCCAUCAUGUCUCAACGAUUAGUUGCGAAGCAGAGUCGUUACAAGAAGGAGUUGGAAGAUUUCCGUCAAAGAAUACAGACCGCCCGUCAGGAGGGGAACAACUUACUGCAGCAACAAAUUUUCAUGGAACAACGUGACUUUCUGAAAGCGAAAGACAUUCGACUUGGACGACAGUUCCUUAUUCUGCUUGCCAAUGGCGCUGUUUUUGCUACGCAGUUCUUUGCAAUCAGGAAGAUGGUCGAUGUCAACUAUCCUGGCCUUUCAACUGGUGGUACGGCAUGGUUUACGGACUUAACGAUUGCAGAUCCGUACUAUGCGUUACCAUUGAUCAGUGCCGUGACGAUGGGUUUAGUAACUCGGGUCGGGAUUGAAAUGGGCACUUCUUCUGAUCAGAUGACGCCACUGAUGCGAGUAGGGAUGCAAUAUGCUCUACCAGUCGUAAUUUUCGCUGUUAGUUCGCAGUUCGCUUCGGUAAGUAUAGUUUUCGGAUCUCAGAUUGAGGAGGGGAGGGUGUUUUGA
This is a messenger RNA of Ostertagia ostertagi, 624 nucleotides long. Lineage: Eukaryota; Metazoa; Nematoda; Chromadorea; Rhabditida; Trichostrongylidae. The record is from the annotation of a GenBank genome assembly.